This is a messenger RNA of Centruroides sculpturatus (bark scorpion), 2264 nucleotides long. Its product is annotated as F-box/LRR-repeat protein 15-like. The record is from RefSeq and is a predicted model, not a curated record. NCBI's taxonomy places the organism in Eukaryota, Metazoa, Arthropoda, Arachnida, Scorpiones, Buthidae. Bases 292 to 1143 code for a protein of 283 amino acids. The transcript is spliced from 6 exons. Gene Ontology annotation, molecular function: protein binding.
CUCCUUUCAAGAUGAAACAAUCGGUUAUCUUUUUAUAGAGAAAAACUUAGAAAGUGGUAUAAUAAAACAAAGGUGUAUGAAAAUUAUUAUUUUCCUUCAAUUACAAGAAAGAAGUUUAAUGCAUUUUUUGAAAUAAAAUUAAAAUGAACCAGUAUAGUACUGUGUUUUGUGACAAGAAGUUUUGUUUCCAAACAUAUGUUGAAAUUGUUUGCUUUUACUUUCUUGCUGGACAAACAGCUUUAAAAUAUGGAAACCUUAAAACAUAGAAAUGCUGAUGUACAAUAAUAAAAAAUGCCAGAUGAAGAAAGAAAAGCUGUUAUAUCUCUCUUAAACAUUCCAUGGAACGAUGUUUUAUUUGUUUAUCUUUUACCAUUACUUAAUUGGAAAGAUUUAUUUCGUCUAAGACGUGUAUCAAGUGAAGUCCUUUGUUUGGUGACAGAGUAUUUCAGAUCAUGUCAAUCUAUUGAUCUCUCUAUAGUUAGUGGACAAUUUAAUGCCAAAGCCUUUCAAAUUAUCUCAAUGAAUAAUUCUUACAUUCAAUUUUUGAUUUUAAGGAAUUGUAAAUGGUUAAAUAGUGAUUUAUUAACACCAGUAUUGAAGACAAAUGAAAGUAUUGUGCAUUUGGAUAUUUCUGGUUGUUCUGCUCUCACUAAUUUAAAUUUACAAAUUUUAGCAACUAAGUGCCGAGGAUUAAAAAAAUUAUCACUGCAAAACUGUCAUUGGGUUAGUGCCACAGCAAUAAUGUCACUUGCUUUAGAAUGUAAAAACUUAGAAUAUGUUGAUUUAACAAGUUGUUGGGAAGUUACAGAUGAAUCAGUAUGUAAAUUGGUUGCUAAUUGUCCAAAGUUAUCCUAUUUAUCUUUGUCUCGGAUUUAUGGUAUUACUGAUUAUACUAUGAGUAUGAUUGCAUGUACUUCCAAACUUUUAGAGCAUCUAAAUGUUUCUGGAUGUUGGAGAAUAACAGACUUUGGAAUCAGGUUGGUAGGCGAAUAUUGUAGAAGACUUAAAUCAUUAAAGGUAGAAGACUGUCGUGAUGUCACAGAAGCUAGUCUGGCCACAUUGAGAUUGAGAGUCGUCGUUGAUCGUCCCAACAGUAGAUACCCUUACAGAGCACAAAGUCAUAGAAUAAGACUUCAGAUUUAAAUAUAGGUAGGAAAGAAUAGAUCCAUUCCAAAGACAAUUAAUAGUGUCUUUCUCUGUUUAUAGAAUGGCAUACAUUAUUUUAAUACAGCAUAUAUUUCAAAUUCAUCAGUAUUAUAUAUGCCUAAAACUGUUGUGGUCAAUAACUAAUAUUCAUUAAUGAAUUAAAAACUUAAGAUAUGUUUAGUAGUCGACAGAUAAUCCAUUUAAAUAUUUAACUUAUUUAUUUCUACCAUGGUAUGAUACAGUUACAAAUGUUUGUAAUUCUACAGAUUGUCAAAUCUUAUCUUACGAAUGCAAAUUGCUAUAUAUGUGCAUGGCAGAUGUUUUGCUAAUGAUGCUGUCUAUUAAAUUUUCUCUGUGCUACCAUGCAAAACAUAAUUUAAAUACUUUAAGAAAAUUAAAAUAUUACUAGCCUGAAAAAUAACCACAAUAAAUAAAAAUAUUUUCUGUUACCAGUGUUACUAAGUAACUAUGCAUUUUUUAACAGAAGUAAAUUUUUUAAGUCAUGUAUAUGCAUUUUUAAAAUGCAUUGAAAAAUGAAAACCUUCACAUUCUCUAGAUGUGCUUUACUGUUUAAGUGGUGUGAUCAGUAAAAAAUUUAUAUGUAAAGAUUGAAUUCAUUACAUUUACUAGGAAUUAUUAUAUUUUCUACAAAAUUUUAUAAAUUAUGUUAAUUUUACAGAUGAUUGCGAGUACGAUCGAAUAAAUUAUAGAAAUCUUACAACAAUUUGUCGCUUAGAUAGCCUGCAAUUUCCCUAUAAUGAAAAUAAUUAGAUAGUCAUAAAUUUAAUAAAAUAUUUCUAUGUUAUUUUUUUUUUUUUAUUAAAGAAAUCAGUUGAAUUGUUGGACUUGUUCAUUAAUACAUUUGAUCUGUUGAAAAAUAAAAUGUAUGUUUAAUAUCAAAUUUUAAAAGUGGUUCUUCAUUUUAAUAUCACACAUACACGAAAUUCAAUAAAUAUAAAACCGAGUCUGCCUCCUCAUAUAAAAUAGGAAUAAUUAAAUAAAAAUUUAACUAUAUUGUUGUCAUUCAUGCUAUUUUCAAAACAGAAUUAUAUAUAUAUAUAUAUAUAUAAGCCUUCCUCGUACAUUGUUGUAGCUGACAAUCAUCUUACUGAAAGAAA